Messenger RNA from Paramecium sonneborni, 3242 nucleotides. Lineage: Eukaryota; Ciliophora; Oligohymenophorea; Peniculida; Parameciidae. The record is from the annotation of a GenBank genome assembly.
AUGGAUAAAAGAAAGUUGUUAAUUGACAACAAUUUGAAAAGUAAUUUCUAAGAUUUCAAUUAUGACUUCAAAGAUAAUAAACUCAAAAUCAAUGAUGUUAAAAAUACAGCAGAAUCAUUUAAAAGAGGAAGCGCGAAGUAUUUCUAUUUUAAAUGUUAGAUAACCAUUUGAAACUAAUGAUAAAUCCUUUGAAUUCAUUAACAAAACUAAUUCUAGUUUGACAACCCAUACAGAAAAUGAUAUAUCUUAUUUUAGAAACAAAAUAGAAGAUUUAUAAUUUAAAGCUGACUCAUUGGAUGUUAAACUAAAGGCUAGAGAUAAAGAAAUAUAACAUCAACAAUCUUAAAUUAAAAAAUAUAUUCAUGAAAUUCAUUAGAUUCAAAUUAUGGAACAAGAUUAUAAAGAAUAAGUUGUUUCUAUUAAUAAUGAACUCUCUUAAUGGAAAGAUAAAUAUUUUGCCAAUCUCAAAGAAUACUAAUAUAAAUUGGCAUUUCUAACAAGAAAAGCAGAAUAAGACUUGAAUCUCUAAAAAAAAAAUUAUGAAGAAAUUUUAAAUCAGAAAUAAAAGGAGAUUGAAUAAAUUGAGUUAAGGUUUGAAAAUGAAAGGGAUCAUUUAUAUCAAGCUAUCGAAUUAUAAAAUAAACCUUAAAAUAUCAAUAAUGAGAUUAAUGUAAUUUAUUCUAUAACUUUUUUUAGGAAUUGAUUACUAAAUAUGAUGAAUUAGAAACUGAAAAUAUGGGCUUAAGGGAAAAAAUUUUAGUUUUUGAAGCUAAUUAGGAUGAACUCAAGUUUCAUAUCUAAUAAAUUUCAGGAAGAUUAUUGGAAUAAGUAAAUAAAAAUGUUUAAGUAAUUUUUUUAUUCAAUAUAUAGCUUGAUUAAUAAAAGUAAUAAGAAAUAUAAAAUUGUUAGAAUUAAUUACUUGCAAAAGAUAAACAAAUUAAUAAUCUUUUAAUUUAGAUUGAAGAAUCAAAAAAUGAUGAAUAAUAUCUUGAUUAAGAAAAGUUGAUGUAAUUGGAAAAUUUAAACAAUUAAUUAAUUGAAUAAAAUUCUUAAUUAGAAGAUGAAAAUUAAAAAUUGAAAACUUAAAUAUCUGAAUAAUAAGAGCAUGAAAAUAAUCUUAAACUUAUUAUCCAAUAAUAAAAACAGUAAAAUUUAAAAUUGUAAUAAGAAAAUAAUUAAUUUUAAGAGUAAAUAAAUUAAUUUGAAUAUUUGCAAGUUAAAGAUUCAAAUUAAAAAUAAAAAGAAUAAUAAGAACAAAUUGAUUCUUUACUUUUAAAAUUAAAUAAAGUAGAAUUAGAAUGUGAAGAAUUAAGGCAAUAAAUAGGAAAAUAAAAUGAUGAGUUAAUUGAAUCGUAUCGAAAAGAUAUAAGAGAGAAGGAUGAAGUCAUUCAAGUUCAAGGAUUAAAUUAAAAAGAAUUUGAAAAAGUUAUGGCUCAAUACAGAGUAGAAAAUAAAGAAUAUAAAACAAAAAAUGAACUUUUAAUAAAUUAAAAUGAAAUCUAAAAUUUGUAAAUUGAAGAGAUGUUCAAGGAUAAAUAAAUUUUAUAGAAGCAGUUAGAAACUUUAGAAAAUAAUUAUACUAUUUAACUGCAAUAGCUUUAAAAUUAUUAAAUCGCUCUCAAUAAUUGUAAAAUAAAAGAAUAAAGUUACAAUGAAUAAAUUGUGUAUUUUACAUAGUUGGAAGAUGAUAAUUCAAUGCUUUAGUUAUAAAAUUCUCAGCUAAAAUAAUAAUUAGCUGAUCUAAUGGAAGAAUUUAACCCAAAAAUAAACUUAUUUUAAUAAGAAAUUAUCUAAAAGAAAGAAUUAAAUGAAUUAUUUCAACUAUAACUUCAUGAAAAAGAUAUAUAAUUAAAAUAACUUGAAAAAGAUUUAUUUUUAAUGUAAGAACAAAAUUAGUAGCUUUUUGAUAAUAAUUAAAUUUUACAAUAAGAUAUAUCCAAACAACAAUAAGAUUUAUCUAUUUUAAAAACAAAACCAGAUGAUUUAACAGUUAAUAGUAUUGAAGAUGGGAAAGAAGUUUUGAUUGAAGAAAACUAAGUUGAUUAACCUAAAAAUGAAGAGCCAUUAGAAAAUUUAGAAGAAAUUGAAAAAGAAUUACAAUUUUAAAAACAAUAAAAUGCAGAUCUGAAUUUUAAACUGAAUAAUGCAUUAUAAGAAAUCUAAAUUUUGUAAGAAUAAAUUGUUUAAUCUUAAGAAGAAUUUGAGACAUAAAUUACAUAAAUCAAGUAAGAAUUGAUCAGUAAAAGACUUUAAAAUGAUAAAUUGGAACUAAUAUAAAUGGAUUAUGAAAAAGUAAAAAAUGAAAUUGCUUUGCUCUAAAAUUUGAAUGAAAUUAAAGAUUAAUAAAUUGAAAAUUUGAGGGCUAAUAUUUUAGAGGAUGAAACUUAAUAAGAUUUCAUUAAUCAAUAAGAAAGUUAAAUAAAAGAAUUGCAAUACAUAAAAUAAAAUUUAGAAACUGAGUUAGAUAGGAAUAAAAAUGAGUAUGAAUAAGAAAUAAAUAAAUUAAGAGAAGAAAGGGAUUGUUUGAAAUCAAAAACAAUUGAAGCAAUUUAACAAAAAGUAGUUUUAGAAAAUUAAUUACAGAAUUUAUAGGAAGAAUUAUUAAGAAAGCAAAUAAUAAUAAAUAGAAUUGAUCCAAAUUAGAUAGUUGAGCCUUAUAAAAAUGAAUAUAGUAGUAAUUCUGAAUUGAAUAAAACACCAGAUGGAAAGUAAUAAUAAACAGAUGAUGAUUUGGAAAGAGACUUUACAAAUAAUUAAUAAGAAUAUGAAGUAUAAGUAGAAGAUAAAGAGCUUAUAAAGGAGAGAAAAAACUCUAAUAUUUUACCUUAAAAUGAUUAAGAGUUUGAGAUCUUUGAAUAAAUCUAAAUUCCUUAAGUUCAAUCAGACUAAAGAGAAUAAAAUACAAAUUCAUUUAAAAUAAGUUUGUAAAAUAUGGAAUAAUUACCAAAUUAAGAAAAUUUAUAAAAUUAAUAAUUCGAAGAAUAAACAAGAAAUAAGGAAGAUUAAAUCAAAUAAUCAAGCAAAUAAUUUGAAAAGCAGUGUGGUAAAUAAGAAGAAGUACAUAAGAAAAUAGAUUUAAAGACUUAAGAUUUUUUUGGUAAAGAACUAUCUCAAGAAGAACCUGCAAAUACUUCAUAAACAUCACAAGAAUUAGCAAAUUAUUUGAUUAAUGUAAAGUUUUAUUUAUUUUAUAGAAUGCCUUAAACGGAGCAAUCUAAUCUCUACUUAAUAUAAGUUAGUGA